AUGGUUUACUUAGCUCGGUCGGACCUCUCCGAAAUUAUUUUAAUUCCUGAUUUUGUUUUUCAGUUAUGCGAUUUAAGAACUAGCCGUAUCUGGCUGGGUAUUGCCAGUGCAGGACCUGGACUUUUGUGGAAAGUAUACAAUGGUGUUAAGAAAACCACAAAGCAGGAAGUGGCCAUAUUUGUCUUUGAGAAAAAAUUACUUGAUCGCUAUAGUAAACAAGACAGAGAUACCAUCAUAGAUGUCUUAAAAAGGGGUGUGUCACAGCUUACACGUCUACGGCACCCAAGAAUUCUUUCUGUACUUCAUCCCCUGGAAGAAUCUAGAGAAAGUUUAGCCUUUGCUACUGAGCCUGUAUUUGCUAGUCUUGCUAAUAUUGUGAAAUGCUAUCACAAUUUGCCAUCUAAUCUGCCGAAGGAACUGGAAGAACAUAAACUCUAUGAAGUAGAAAUCAAAUACGGCCUGCUGCAGCUAAUUGAAGCUUUGGCUUUCUUACACAAUGAUGUCAACAUGAUGCAUCAUAAUAUCUGCCCAGAAACUAUUAUAGUCAACCGAAAUGGUGCCUGGAAACUUUGUGGCUUUGAUUUUUGUAUCCCAAACUCAAGCAGCUCAGAUCAGAAUCCAUCAUUUGAUUUCAAAGACUGGGAUUGUGACAUUCCUCCUGUAGCCCAACCUCACUUGGACUACCUUGCCCCAGAGUAUUCCCUGACAAUGUCUUGCAGCCAUGCAAGUGACAUGUUCUCUUUGGGUGCACUCAUCUUUGCUGUCUUCAACAAUGGUAAACCUAUUUAUGAAUGCCAUAAUGACAUAUCAGAAUUCAAGAAAAAUGCGGAAGAACUGCGUCACUUGCGCCAGUCUUUGCUUGGUUGUGUUCCUGAUGAGGUACGUGAACAUGUCAAAAUGUUGCUGAAUGCAGAACCUUCUGUACGGCCAGAUGCAGACCAGUUGACAAAGAUUCCUUUUUUUGAAGAUGUUGGUUCUAUGACCCUUCAGUAUUUGGAUACAUUGUUUCAGAGAGACAAUUUACAGAAAUCCAAAUUUUUCAAAGGUUUACCAAAGAUAGUAUCCAAACUGCCAAAGAGGGUCAAUCAGCAGCGAAUAUUACCGCCCUUGUUCAAAGAAUGUGUCAAUCCAGACAUGAUUCCUUUUGUCCUUCCCAGUAUUCUCUAUGUGGCUGAACAAUCAACUGACAAAGAAUAUGUCAGCAUCAUUUUUCCUGAACUCAUCCCCAUGUUCAAGUUACAGAAACCUGUACAGAUUCUGUUAAUAUUCCUGCAAAACAUGACUUUACUUUUGGGUAAGACCAGUGCCACAGACAUUAAAAAUCACGUAUUGCCUAUGGUCUAUCAUGCUCUUGAGUCCAAUGACCCCCAAAUUCAGGAACUGGUUUUGAACAUCACUCCCACAUUUGCAAGUUUGAUUGAUUAUACAUCCUUAAAAAAUUCCAUUGUACCAAGGAUCAAGAAAAUGUGCUUAGCAACUUCAAGUCUUUCAGUUCGUGUUGGUUGUCUGGUGUGCCUUGGCAAAUUACUAGAAUACAUGGACAAGUGGUAUGUACUUGAUGAAGUCUUUCCACUGCUUCCACAAAUUCCUUCUCGAGAACCAGGCGUGCUUAUGAGUAUAUUAGGAAUCUUUAAAGUAACCCUGUCACAUGCAAAAUUAGGAAUCACCAAAGAGAUAUUGGCAACCAAAGUGAUCCCUUUCCUUGUACCACUUUGUAUUGAGAAUAAUCUCAACCUGAACCAGUUCAAUGCAUAUAUUUCUGUCGUCAAAGAAAUGGUUGCCAAAGUGGAGACUGAACAACGCACCAAAUUGGAACAACUCAAUUCCAUGCAACAAGAACAAAAAACUAUAGAAAUCAGCAAACUCACUGUUACGGAUGAGAAGAAUUUACUGCCUGAACUGACCCAAAAUAACCAACCUCUGACCAUGUCUGAGCAAGAAAAUCGUCCCAAGAUGGAUAAGUUCCUUUCUGGUUUCAACCUCGGAGGAUUGCUGACAUCUUCAAUCAAAACUGACACAGGCCAGAUCCUUGAUAAUUCUCUAGAGAAGAGUCCAUCUGAAAUGAACCAAAUUCGGCCACUCAAUCAACCUACCAAGGUGAACUUGAGUCUUGAGGAGAAGCAGAGGUUGGCACGGGAACAAGAACAGCAACAGUUAUACAAAAAACAGGCACCAUUGGUCCCAAAUUCAUUGAAGGAAAGGAGUGUCAACAACAACACUGGAAGCAGCAGCAGCAACAGCAGCCACCAACCCAAAGACUUGACAUCAACUUUACUCAACAACAACCUCAACCAGUUGCAGAGAUCUAGCACCCUCAAUUCCUCUUGGAACCCCACUCCCCCUGCUAAUACAGCCUUCAUGAGCUCCCCUAGUAGCAUAGGAAGCAACAGCAUUGGUGGAGGUGCCAUGAUGCAGAGGACCAAUUCACUGACAGCCCCCAUUAAUAAUAAACCUGUAGACCUCUCAGCCUUUGACAAGCUCCUUUCACCAACAUCAUCACAAGUAAAGCCAUCACUUAACCAAAUGGCAAUGAAGUCAUCCAAUUCUUCUAUGCCAGGAAUGGGUAUGAACCCAACAAACAUGAGUCUUUUAGGAGGAGCUGGUGAUGUUUCUGACAAGCAGAAGAAGUCUUCCAAAUUUUUGUUCAGAGUUUGA
This is a messenger RNA of Acanthosepion pharaonis, 2655 nucleotides long. The record is from the annotation of a GenBank genome assembly. NCBI's taxonomy places the organism in Eukaryota, Metazoa, Mollusca, Cephalopoda, Sepiida, Sepiidae.